Molecule: messenger RNA, 785 nt
Organism: Dinoponera quadriceps
Lineage: Eukaryota; Metazoa; Arthropoda; Insecta; Hymenoptera; Formicidae
Product: heat shock protein 67B2-like
Exons: 4
Coding region: 289-636 (115 amino acids)
Cellular component (GO): mitochondrion
Molecular function (GO): thiosulfate-cyanide sulfurtransferase activity
Source: RefSeq, a predicted model, not a curated record
ACGUCGCUUUGAUUGGUGGAGUUUUAAUCUAUCUGAUACGGACACUAUAGUUUUUACAAUCGUAAUUGACAUGAAUGAUAAACGAUGACGACGUCAUCGAUCAUUUUUGUCCGAGCAAUUAUUCCUUUGAUUUAAUUGAAAUUCAGGCGUCGACAACAGUAGACUUUUACCAACAGUCACCGGACGUUGUAUUGAUGAACGAUUGCGCAUCAUCGAAAUACCUAUGGUUGUUGGAAAGUGAUACCGAGUUCGUGUUUCCCCAAUUUAUCUUGUCGUACACUAGGCACCAUGGGAAAGUUCGAUGUUACCUAUGAACAGCUGGUAGAGGCGCAAAAGAACAGUAGCAUUCUAAUCGUUGACGUUAGGGAACAGUCUGAAAUCGACACGACUGGCAAAUUACCAGGCAGCAUCCAUAUACCAAUGGGUAACGUUUCUAACACAUUGCAAAAUCUGUCAGAAGAAGAAUUUAUGGAAAAAUAUAAUAAACCUAAGCCCACCAAACACACAAAAAUCAUAUUUAGCUGUCAUAGUGGCAGGAGAAGUGGAAUGGUACAAGCGGAGAUGCAGAAAUUGGGAUAUGACAAUGUAUAUAAUUACACCGGAGGAUGGAAAGAGUGGUCAAGUAAGCAAAACUAAAAUAAGCUGAAUGAAGAAGAAGAACCAUGUUGCUAUGAUGCUGUUAUUUUAUCACUUCUUUUUUUAACACGCAAUGUAGUGGCCUUAUUGUUAUUAUAAAUCAAAGAAAAAGUUGCAUUGUCGAAAUAAUCACAAAUGUUUCUCAAUAA